AUGUCCCAGCCUCAGGCCAUGCUGCUCUUGCUGAUCCUUGCUGUCCUGGGGACGCCCGCCUUUUGUUCAGAAAAUUACUAUGGCAGGACAACCGGCACACAUUUCUGCACUUCCAUACCCGAGGGAAAAAACUUAACAGGAAUUCGGAUGUAUGUUCGCAAUAACAUCAUUAUGGGUGUCCAGAUGAAGCAUGGAGACCAAUGGGGUUCACUGUAUGGCUAUUCAGAUGGGAGUCUGGAGGAACUGGAACUGAAUGAUGGUGAAGAUAUCAUGUCACUAUAUGGCUCAUACAACUCCUACAUGCGGCAAAUAGUCCUUUAUACUACCAGGCCACGAGAUAAGAUUUUUGGGACUGCCAAAGCUAAUAAUGAGUUCACCGACUACCCUCAAGAUCCCUCCCAUGUGCUUCUGGGCUUCUGUGGCUAUUACGUGAGGGGUGGCUUUAAGGCCAUCAGUGCUAAGUGGGGGAGUCCAGGUGGUAAAUGUACAGAGUGA
Phodopus roborovskii (desert hamster) is the source of this 495-nucleotide messenger RNA. Its product is annotated as zymogen granule protein 16 homolog B. The coding region runs from base 1 to 495 and encodes 164 amino acids. The transcript has 3 exons. NCBI's taxonomy places the organism in Eukaryota, Metazoa, Chordata, Mammalia, Rodentia, Cricetidae. The record is from RefSeq and is a predicted model, not a curated record.